AUGUAUUCGCUUUGCCAAGCAUCGCAGCCUCGUACCGCACUGCGUCCUCGGCGAAUGAAUAGCCGUGCGCCGAUCCGUGCGGCACAUGGAGCAUUGUUAGCCCGGCAUUCCAGACAUUCUCAAAAGGUCGCAAAUCCUGAGUCUCGUUUUGGCUUUCGACCUCCACCAUCAUCGCGCCUCGUCUCCUCCUCAUCUCGGCAUACUCUCCACUAUUCCGGUCUGCUGAACCGCCAGUAUCGCCUCGUCCGUCAACACUGCUCGCUAGCUCGUCUGCGUUCGGCCUUCAGCAUCGCAUCGUUCGACGAGUUUGAGCUGCAGCCUCUCGGUAGCAGCUCGUCUCCGCCUGGUUCGCCCGCCAUGGCCAACGACUACUCGCACAUCCACACGCCCAUCCACCCGCGCGCACCCACGGCCAACCUCGUCUCAUGUAAGGUGCUCGUUAGCCUCAUCGGACAGGUCGCCAUCUGUGGUGGCUUUCAGCUGUGGGCCUUCUGCUACACGCGUCGCCAGGACUGGUACGAGCCUCCGGAGAUCAACCCGGACGAACUCAACACCACCAACCCGGAGAACUCGGCGGUGUUCCUCAUCUCGUCGUUCCAGUACAUCGUCGGAUCGCUCGUCUACAGCACAGGGUAUCCGUACCGCAAAGCGGUGUACACCAAUGUGUGGCUCAUGGCCACGGUUGUGCUGCUGCUCUUCUUCUCCAUCUGGGCGCUCUUUACGCCUUCGGGCUUCCUGUUUGACCUGCUCGGCCUCGUCCCCUUCCCGCGCUCCUUCCACAUUGCACUCUUUAUCGCCGUCGUGCUCAACACGCUCCUCUGCUUCCUCUUCGAGACGGUGUUUGCAAAGUACGUCGUCCGAUGCGUCAAGGCCAUCCAGCGUGUCGCGCGCCGCUCUCGCCGCUCAAAGACCCGCAAGCACAACUCCAAGAUGUACAAGGCGGUGGAACGCAGCAUGCAGCUCGACGGAGACGUAUAA
Molecule: messenger RNA, 978 nt
Organism: Moesziomyces antarcticus
Lineage: Eukaryota; Fungi; Basidiomycota; Ustilaginomycetes; Ustilaginales; Ustilaginaceae
Exons: 1
Coding region: 1-978 (325 amino acids)
Biological process (GO): intracellular calcium ion homeostasis
Cellular component (GO): membrane
Molecular function (GO): P-type transmembrane transporter activity
Source: RefSeq, a predicted model, not a curated record